Marchantia polymorpha subsp. ruderalis is the source of this 2057-nucleotide messenger RNA. The record is from the annotation of a GenBank genome assembly. Lineage: Eukaryota; Viridiplantae; Streptophyta; Marchantiopsida; Marchantiales; Marchantiaceae.
AAUGGACGAGCGAUGAGCAAGCGGCUGGAGAAAUUGCGCUGCUCGCCGGGCCUCACUUCGUGCUCCGUUUCCGAAUGCUGCUGGCCAUGUCCCAGGCUCGCAGCUCAGCCCCGUCUCCCGUGGCAGCCGCUUGCUCUUCGCUUGGGAGGCCGCAGAGAUUCUCGAUAGUCCCUUGAAUUCUGCUCCUUCUCCCUCAUCCGAAGGCGUCGUAGCUUUUCUCGGAGGGAGAGAGCGAGAUGCAGCAACUAUCGGUCAGGGAUCACAGUGCAGUUUGUGCGAGCCCCUUCACACGAUGGAGAGGUGGAUUGAAUGUGUUCCAUGGGAGCUCCGGGAGCGGCCGUGUUCUGUUCACCGGAAGUAACUUCGAAAAAUCGCUCGGCAUUGGCAAGUCAUGCACCUGCUUGUCUAUGAGCUGGAGCGACCCUGGCCCGACAGCUCCCGCUGUGAAAACGAAACCCAAGAAGAAAAGCUGGAACAGCACAGGAAAGUCCAGACGAGGUUAUGGAUGGAACACCGAACAGGGGAAAUCGAGUGUAUACCAAAUCAUGAGCCCCGCUGCAGCCGAGCUCGUUCGUUCUCUCCAGAAACAGAAGGACGUUGACGGAUUGUGGGAUGCAUUGGAUUCUCUACCUUCAGGGCGGGAAAGCUGGUCGGACCUCACCGAUUGUGUCAUGGAAAUUCGGAACCAGCAAAAUUGGCUACUUGUCAUACAGAUACUGGAGUGGAUGCUGCAGAGCAAGCAGUUUCGUGCUGAUGUUGUUUGCUACAAUCUUCUGAUCGAAGCCUAUGGGAAGAUCGGUCAGUAUACUGAAGCGGAGAAGACAUUCUUUCUUUUAAGGAAGUCCUUUGUUGCCCCUACCGAGAUGAGUUACAAUAUGCUCAUGGGUGCCUACUCAAAAGCCGGUUUGCUCGACAAAGCUGAGAGACUAUUUGAUCAAAUGAAGGAGGACAAGUAUAUUCCUGACCUCUCAACAUACAACAUUUUUCUCGAAGUACUCGCAAAGGCAGGCAAAUACAAGAAGGCCGAGCGAGUAUUCUCGGAGAUGAAAGCGAACUGCAAUCCGUCCGCAGCUACUUACACGUCGAUGAUAAACAUAUACGGUAGAGCUAGGCUCCCGGAGAUGGCAGAGAAGCUGUAUUCUAGUAUGAGGGACUCGGAUUGUCCACCGACUCUGUACACCAUGACUGCCCUGAUCAACGCCUACGCCAAAGAAGGAUUAUGCGAGAAAGCCGAGGAAGCCUUUCACAACAUCAAAGCUCUUGGUCUUGAACCUGAUGUGUACAGCUACAACGCUUUGAUGGGAGCCUACAGUCAUGGAGGUUUCCCAGCGGGUGCUUCUGAAGUUUUUGACGCCAUGAAGGAUGAUGGCAUAGAUCCGGAUCAAGUAUCGUACAACAUUCUCAUAGACGCUUUCAGUCGAGCCGGUCAAAGUGAAGAGGCAGAGAGGGUUUUCAAGAUUAUGAAGGAUCAUGGCUUCCAGCCAACUUCAAGGUCCUACAUGCUGCUCCUGAAAGGGUUGUUAAGAGCAGGGCAAGUGAUGAAAGCUGAGAAUCUAAUUAAAGGCAUGGAAGCUGAUGGUCGCAAACCUGAUACAUUCAUGUACAAUUCGUUAUUACACGCGAAGGGGACCCGAGGAAAUUUUGUAGAGGUUGAACGUUUAUUUAAUGUAAUGAAAAGUGGUUCUAGGAGUCGGCCUGAUAUAUCUACUUAUAACAUACUCAUAAACAUCAACGCCCAGGCAGGGUUUAUAGAUAAAGCAGAGAAUAUUUUCAAUAAUUUAGAACGGGAAGGGCUUGUGCCCAAUGUCACCACUUGGACUUCUCUCAUGGGCGCUUAUUCCAAGAGGAAGCUGUUCAAGAAGUGCUUGAAUGUGUGGGAUAGAAUGAUAAAAGCUCGCUGUGUACCAGAUGCAGCAACUUGGAAGGUUUUUCUUGCAUCUUGCAAUACCCAGGAAGAAAUGGACGAAGUCACAGCAUUGACCCAGCAAUAUCAGUCCGAAGGACUUAGAAAAGCUCGUAAUAAAGAUCAUAAUUAUCAGUGAGUACUUUGAACUGUC